Gadus macrocephalus (Pacific cod) is the source of this 2516-nucleotide messenger RNA. RefSeq names its product endophilin-B1-like. The transcript has 9 exons. Gene Ontology annotation, biological process: membrane organization. NCBI's taxonomy places the organism in Eukaryota, Metazoa, Chordata, Actinopteri, Gadiformes, Gadidae. The coding region runs from base 148 to 1242 and encodes 364 amino acids. Gene Ontology annotation, cellular component: membrane; cytoplasm. The record is from RefSeq and is a predicted model, not a curated record. Gene Ontology annotation, molecular function: protein binding.
AACACUGGUCCUCGAUCAACAGCUGGGUGGUGGAACUCCUCCCCGGCUGAAAGUGGCUUCAAUGACAUCGGGUAUCGGAAUGGCCGUAUAAUCUCUGCAAAUCAACAAGACGUCACCUUUUAUUUUUGUACUGUAACAAGGCCUAUCAUGGAUUUCAACGUUAAAAGACUCGCAGCAGAUGCCGGAACCUUUUUAAGUCGUGCCGUACAAUUUACAGAGGAGAAACUUGGCCAGGCGGAGAAAACAGAGUUGGAUGCACAUUUGGAGAACCUUUUGGGGCGAGCUGAGUGUACCAGACAAUGGACGGAGAGAAUCUUGAAGCAGACAGAGGUUUUACUACAGCCAAACCCAAAUGUCCGGCUGGAGGAAUUUCUGUACGAGAAGCUGGAAAAGAAAGCCCCCACGCGGAUGAACAACCACGAGCUACUGGGCCAGUCCAUGAUGGAGUCUGGGAAUGAGUUUAGCCCCGGGACUGCCUACGGAAACGCUCUGAUCAAGUGUGGAGAGACGGAGAAGCAGAUUGGCGGCGCUGAGCGCGAGUUCAUCCAGAGCUCGGCCAUCAACUUCCUGACCCCGUUCAGGAACUUCCUGGAGGGGGACUUCAAGACUAUCCUGAAAGAACGAAAGCUGCUUCAGGUCAAACGUUUGGACCUAGACGCGGCCAAAACAAAGCUGAAGAAAGCCAGGAUGACCGACGCUAGAGCUCUGGCGGAGCAGGAGCUGCGCAUGACGCAGAGCGAGUUCGACCGGCAGGCAGAGAUCACCCGCCUGCUCUUGGAAGGUGUCAGUAGCACCCACGCCCACCACCUGCGCUGUCUGAACGACUUUGUGGAGGCCCAGUCGACGUACUACGCACAGUGUUACCAGUACAUGACGGACCUCCAAAAGCAGCUGGGCAGUUUCCCCUCCUCGUUCUCCAACAACAACCAGUCGCUGAUGUCCGGCGCCGCCAGCAUCUCGGUGCCCACCCUCCCGGUGUCGGGCCCCCUCCCCAGCCCGUCGUCGGGCCGCGCCGGCUCGGCGCUGGCCGGGGGCUUCAAUGAGCUGCGGAUCAGCAGCGGCAGCCGCAAGGCCCGGGUCCUGUACGACUACGACGCGGCGGGCAGCAGCGAGCUCUCCCUGCUGGCCGACGAGGUCAUCACCGUGAGCAGUGUCCCCGGCAUGGACUCGGACUGGCUGAUGGGCGAGCGGGGCAACCAGCAAGGCAAAGUACCCAUCACCUACCUGGAGCUGCUCAACUGAGCUUCUCUGGGACUCACUCGGCCAUGGACGGACGGGAGAGUCGCAACGCAAGCACAUUCUAACCCACCUCUCAUGUAUCUAUGCAUAGAUAUAUUUAGAUAUACAGAUAUCUAUAUAUGGAUAUGUGUGUUGCAGGGAUGGGGGGUCACACUGUCGCGUCCUUUCACUCAACAAUUCAAUGGCCGGCCCCGCAACAUCCUGUUUUUUGGCAAGUUAUCACGAAAACACAAACCUUGUAUUGGCAACAGGCCUCCCGGCUUUCCCCUCUUUAUCAAUAGAUGGCCGUAUUACAACGAGUGAUGGGUUGGGUGAAGGGGGAGAAGUAAUGGGCCCCGUUCUGUUUUAUGCUGCAACAGAUUGUUUCUGGAUCCUGCCUUUACACAUGGUGCAUCCUGGUUUGAAUAUGUGCCAUUCCUGAUACGUGCCUGAAUGUUUCCUGAAUGCUAAUUUUUUUUUAAACUUUUCUUCAUGGUUUACAUGCUACAACUCAGCUGGUGACCAAAAAAAUAUAUAUUUCUUUUUACGGCUAAUGGUAACAUUUUUGCAUAUUUUAUUCAAUAUCGAUCUCAAAGUGCCCCUUCUGCCAGUAGCAUUAAGAGCUCAAUCUUUCAUGUGCCAACAUUUUAUAUAUAACGCUUCUUUGCUGAACAGCUAAAUGCCUGACUUUAAUUUCAUCAAAGUCUUAAAAAAUGCUUAUUUUUUGUUCUGUAAAGAGUUUGCAAAUGUAUUAUAAGUAUCAGCCAAUACUUUUUAUGAAUUAAUUUAAAAUUGAUAACUUGCAAUUUCAGCAAUUUUGUUUCCCUUUAUUGCGAAAGUGCCUCAAGUAGAUCACAUGUUAUCUUUCAUUAAGUUCUGCUUUCGGUGUAACUGAUGAUUAUUCAGUCAAUUGCAUUGUCUUGACAAAACUCAAUGUCUUCAAGGAGUGGAGGUGCCUUUUUUUUUUUUUACUAACAAUGUUAUUAAAAAAGUAUUACUGGGAGACGAAGAAUUAAUAUUAUUUAGCAUUUUGUAUGUUUGUGUAAUUUAAAUUAUAGAAUGCAACUGUUCAAAUCCAUAUUAAGACAUGUGGUGCAUUAAAGUGUGAAUACCAGUAUACAUCUACCUUGGUUUGACCAUGGUUUUUCAGCGGGUAGUUUUAGGAAGAGGCACAGCAUGGCCACUAGAGGACACAGUAUGAAAAUAGCCAGAAAGAUAAGACUCCACCUAUAGACCUUAGUGGUAAACACAAACUAGUCCAAUAUAUGCAGUAUGUGACAAAUAAAGAUUUGAAAUUA